AUGACUACGGAAGAAAUCCAAUUACUUAAUGAGUUGCCUUUAGAAAAACUUUUGAAGCUGAAGAAUUCACUGCAAGAUUUUGUUAGUACUGAAUACAAUAAUGUUACGGUAACAGAGCCUACCUUUGAACAUUUUGGCGCUCAAGCAAUGGCUUUAAAGGCGCCACCAAUCAAGAGGUUGGAUUAUGGAGGAGGACUUUAUAAAAAUGAAGGUAGCACCAAAUUGAGUAAUAUUUUCUCCAUGUCUGUAACGACACUGGCGUUUUUAGCUUUUGGCGGUUACUUACUUUGUCUUAUUGUGCAAGCGGUGAAAGCUAAGCAAGCAUACAAUGGGUCAACGGUUUCGCCAGUUUUGGUGAACGCAGGAAUUAAAAGACCUCAACAACAGUUUGCAUCAUACGGGAGAAGAAAAAGAGAUAAUAAAAGUGUAAAUGAAAUGGAUUUGCCUCCCGAGGAACUGUUCUCAGCUUUGUUACAGGUAUGCGAGGGUUACGCGCAGUGGAGUGAGAGGCAUAGCGAUGUGUAA
This is a messenger RNA of Parnassius apollo (apollo), 525 nucleotides long. Lineage: Eukaryota; Metazoa; Arthropoda; Insecta; Lepidoptera; Papilionidae. The record is from the annotation of a GenBank genome assembly.